Plasmopara halstedii is the source of this 846-nucleotide messenger RNA. Its product is annotated as zinc finger protein. Gene Ontology annotation, cellular component: nucleus. The coding region runs from base 1 to 846 and encodes 281 amino acids. Lineage: Eukaryota; Oomycota; Peronosporomycetes; Peronosporales; Peronosporaceae. The record is from RefSeq and is a predicted model, not a curated record. The transcript is spliced from 3 exons.
AUGGGCAAAAAGAAGAGACGCGAUGAUGGUGGCAUCGGCGGCGAGGCUCCGCAGCGGCGCAUCUUUUGUUAUUACUGCGAUCGCAAUUUUGAUGACGAAAAGGUUCUCAUAUUGCACCAAAAAGCGCGUCAUUUUAAGUGUCCUACAUGCCACAAGAAGCUUAGUACUAUAAGUGGCAUGAUCAUUCACACCCAACAAGUGCAUAAGGAGACUCUCCAAAGUAUCCCGAAUGCUAAGCCGGGAAAAGAAAGUGUUGAUGUUGAGGUCUAUGGCAUGGAAGGUGUACCAGAUGCUGAUGGAAGCGUUGCGAAAAAGCUGCGAUUAGAUGCUCCUAUAGUAGGCGGCUAUCCUGGUCGUGGUCUGCCAUUUAUGGGCAUUCGACCGCCAAAUCCGAUGCAUUUUCCCGGUGGAAUAGCUUCUCCUGGAGUCGGUAUUCCGAUGCGGCCUACACUUACGCCAAGAGGGUUUCUUGGGGGUGCCGUACCACCUUCUCAUUUGGCGAUACCGCAAGCGUACCCAUCAUAUACUGGUAUGGCACAACAGUGGCCAAGAGGUCCACUCCCUCCCGGAGCAGUUGGCCCUCCGUCGCACGCUUUCCCAGGAUUCCCUAGUCAUCAGGUUGGCGUUAUGCCAAGUGGCGCUGGACCUGGUGCUCCACCGGGCAGUGCGAAUGCUAACAACACGAAUGAGUUUGAUGGCUUAGCCCAUAAAGGGGUCAAGAAUGAUUUAGGACUUAUCUAUGCGGACGAGAAUGUAUCCAUGGAGGAAAAGCGUGCACUUCGACCAAAAUAUGCAUACAGGCCGCUAGGAUGGACUGGUGUUACGAAUGGAAGCUCAGUGCCCUAA